GCGAGCCAGAAAGAGCCUUCAGUCCCAGCAGCUCCUGCUCCAGCGCGUAGGACAGAACCGAUAGCCGCUCAUAGAUGUGAAGCUAGCUAUCUUUGCUCUGUGGGAGAGAAAGGAGUUAGAAAGGAGAAGUUAGAAGAAAGGAAAGAGUCCAGCAGCUCGGGGAACCUUAAACGGAGAUCCGUGGCUCGGGAUUAUGGGGCGCAUGCGCUGCAGCUUCUCGGCUCUAACAUCUGUUCUCUUCUCUCUGAUAUUUCAGGCCAGUACUUUCACCCACAUAACCAGUAACUUGUGUAAGUGGUGCGAUCAGUCCAGUCCAGUGUGUGAGGACAACAUCUGCAUGAGCAACUGCAACUUCAGCUCCUUCUGUAUGCUGACUGAGGAGGUCUGUGUGGCUAUAUGGAAGAAGGAGAAUGAGAGUGUAAGUGUACAGACCAUGUGCCACAAUCCUCAGCACGCUCUGGAGAACAUAGUGCUGUCCAACCACAGCUCCACAGAGUGUGUGAUGACUCCACUGCCCUCUGAGAACGGCAUGCUGUUCCUGUGCAGCUGCGUCAGAGAACAUGACUGCAAUGACAGGCUUAUCUUUGACAAGGGACCACAUGGUUUCUCCAGGUUAAAGAGUAAAGAUGUGAUUCCAGUGGUGGUGAUAAGCCUGGUUCCUCCACUGCUGGUAGCGGUCAUUGCAACAAUGGCCUUCUACCUGUACCGCACACGCCGGCCCAGCAAACAACCCAAAGACUGGGCCCCAAAGCGCACUCAUUACCAGUCUCUGGACCCACCAGAGGGCUGUGUGGGUGAAGUCAAUGGCAGUGACUUCCAUGGAAAGCUUCUGUCCUUCAGCGUGGACGCCAAUUCAGACCUGUCAUCGAGCUGUGCCAACAGCCUGAACCACAACACCGAGCACCUGCCCAUUCAGCUGGAAGCACUGGUGGGCAAGGGGCGCUUUGCUGAGGUGUGGAGGGCACGACUCAACCACAGUGAAUGUGGGCAGUACGAGACAGUGGCGGUGAAAAUCUUCCCGGCUGUGGAAUACGCCUCCUGGCGCAACGAAAGGGCCAUCUUCUCUGAUGUCAAUCUGAGGCAUGAGAACAUUGUGCAGUUCUUGACAGCUGAGGAGCGAGGGGGAACACCUGGUUCCCCCCAGAGGCAGUACUGGCUCAUUAUGGCCUAUCAUGCUUUGGGGAACCUGCAGGACUUUCUGAUUAACAACAUCCUGAGCUGGACACAGUUGUGUGCAAUGGCAGGCUCAGUGGCUCGGGGCCUAGCACACCUGCACAGCGACACUACGCCCUGCGGCAUUCCUAAAGUGCCAAUCGCUCAUCGGGACCUGAAGAGCAGCAACAUAGUGGUGAAAAGCCACGCCGAGUGUGCUCUGUGUGACUUCGGCCUGGCUCUGAGGCUAGACCUUGCUCUUACUGUGGAUGACUUCGCCAACAGUGGGCAGGUGGGCACGGCCCGAUACAUGGCCCCUGAGGUCCUAGAGUCUCGGGUGAACCUGGAGGACCUGGAGUCCUUCAAACAGAUGGAUGUCUACUCCAUGGCUCUGGUGCUGUGGGAAAUGUCAUCUCGCUGUGAUGUUAUAGGGGAAGUGAAGAGCUAUGAGCCUCCAUUUGGUUCGAAAGUGUGUGAGCAGCCGUGUGUGGACAGCAUGAGGGAUCUGGUACUGAGGGACAGAGGACGACCCGACAUCCCACCCAGCUGGACAAUACAUCCGGGAAUGCAGCUGCUGAGUGCUACUAUAACUGAAUGCUGGGAUCACGACCCAGAAGCCCGUCUGACUGCACACUGUGUGCUGGAGCGCUUCAACACGCUGGCCCAGGACGAGCUGGAGAGCACCGCCAUCUCUGUCCCCAUCCCAAACUCCACAGAGCAGCAGGACUCCUUUCUUCCCUCUCCCUGCACCCCUCCAAGUCCCCCGCUCCAUCCUCAAAACCCCACCUCAGCCGAGGCUCACACCACUGCCUCCUCCAGGCAACCCAGUGAAGUCUGACCGCUCCCAAAGCUCUACAAAACAGACUUGUUUUUGUUAUAUAUAUAUUGGUUCAAUAUGUGGAGCUGGUCUCCAUCAGUUUCUUAUUAUUUUUUAUCUAAAUAUCAGCUUUUGGUUUUGGUAUCAUAGGAAUUAAUGAACAUAAUGUGCCACUGGAAAAGGACUGGAGAAGGAUAAGCAGGAUAAUGUAGGCCCUGGGUUCAGAGUUUUGUCAUAUUUCCAUAACUUCUCACUCUACUUAAAUAUAAAUGCGCCAACAAGGAUACUUUCAGCGAUGCCAGUUUAGAACCACUGUUGGUUUUGUUAAAAACGUUCAGUGCCUGGUUCUGUAGAAAGCCUUUUAUAUCCAUGAAAUGUGAAGAACAUUUCUGACGUCUUAGACCGGCCAGAUUUUUGCUCUAAACUAACUAAACAACAAAAGGCCCCGUGUUCAGAGUUUUCAUAUUUUUAUAACUUCCUUACUCACCUUAAAUAUAAACGCAGCAAAGAUGUUUGUGAUUUUUCCAAAACGUUUAAUGGAAUUAAUGUUCUUUGGAGACCCUUCUUUUCACACUAAAUGUGAAAAAAAAAUGUUUUUAAAAAACUUCCACAUAAUUUAACAGUUGUAUGAAGAGCCCCUUGAAGUGCUUCAGAACAUCUACAAUAUGUGAAGGUUCUCCAAACCUUUAAACCCCAGGUCUUAAUAUCUGUACCUUGCAUUCUGUUUCCAGAAAGUUAACAGUUAAUGCAACUGACUGGAUUACAAAUCAGUUUAGAACUGGAAAUUGGAUACAGAUUUACAGUAUCCAAAAAAUGUGGAUCUUUAAGCGUGUUUUCCCACCAGAGCAAUUUAUUCUGGUUUCAGUCAAAUAUACUCCUCAUGUUUGAGCUGAACAGCUGUUCAGGUGCAGUUGAACUUGAUUUAUUAUUCUCAAAGUUACCACAGAUACCAUGUUAACUAAUGCCAUCUCUGCUGCUGCUCUAUGUUAAAACUGCCCUGAAAAACAAGCUAGUGUAGAUCACAGAACCUGCUUUCUGUAUUUGCGCCAACUUGCAACACUAAAGGAUAGAGCAAAAUUGUGCACCACUUUGUUAGUACAGUGACAACCUCUGUACUAAAGAACCAUGAUUAUUUGUAAAUGUAAUUGACCAAAUGGGAUCUAAACUUAAUUUAACGUAGCCUUUGUGGCAACUUUUUAAUAUAAAAUAGGAGUAAAGCUACAUUGCCUGUGCAGAUGUUUACUUUUCUCACAGCAUUUGAAAAAAGAAAAAAAAAAAAAUCAGCUUCAGCUGUCUCAGGACCCUCACCACAAGUUAACACAGCAGCAGCAAAGCCUCCAGACCCAGAAGUCCCUAACUAUGCUUGCGUGGUAUGUCCCAUUUCUGCUGGCGCAAAAAUGUUUUCCAAAAACUGUUUACCACACAUCAUUUUCUCAUUUGAGAAUUUUCCAUUGCCCUCCGAGUCGCUUGCUUUUAACAACAAUGUGGUCGUCCCAAGCAGCUCGACUUUGGGAGGGUUUCAAUUUGAUUAACCACAGGCCCUGAGCUGAGCGCACGCGUCAAAGGCCCAACACACAAGCAGACGGGAAGCACUGCUUUUUUCAGAUGAAAGAAAAUCAGAGAGCGUUUUAUUGUUCCCUUAAAUUGAUCAGCGCACAUAGGCUUUCCUUUAUGGAAACAAUUCAUAGCCGUUUCAAAAUAUGCCUUAAACUUGAGGUUUACGUUCCUUUUGAUACAAGACAUUGUUGUAUUGCACACUUUUAAUUACUGGCUUUCCUGCUUCAAUUACUGCCAGUCUUAUUUACUGUCUAACACAGUUAAAAAAGGGUCACACACACACCAGCCAAGAGGCUUUUGGAAGAGUUCGCAUCUUUGAUGUUUGAUGUGUUAAAUUUAAUUUCAUUUUGGCUGAUUUGGCUGACAAUUCAGUUUAAACUAUUAAACCGUUUAUUAGAAAGCCGACAUGAGUGAAGGUCUCACGCAAUAAUAAAUUAAGAAGCACAGGACACUGACUGCCACUUUUAAUUAAAAUAACUUGGGUCAGGUUGAAGUCAGUAUUACUCUAGGCCUGGCCUUGCAAGGAUGAAAUUCCAAGUAAAAAAUAAAAGCUUAAAAAUACAACUUUUAACUCAAAUCUACGUCUUAAUAGGGGAGGGCGGGAUGGUCAACAUAUUAUAAUCAUUAAUCGUGAUAAAUGAUAUAUAUUAAUAUUUUGAAACAUACGCAGUACAAAAAGACUUGUUAAAAACGUUUUUAAAAUAACAAACAAUUCUCACAUACUUAUUAUAGUGAUUUCACACUGAGAUGCCAAAGUUUAAGGAGACUAGUAUCGUGUUCCCUGUUCUCUGGACGACAGUUAUGGUCAGUAAAGCUAAGUAAGGCUAAUAAACAAAACUGUUCUUUAAAAAAAAAAGUUUUCUUUCAAAGUCAAACGAGUGCUGGCGUUAUUCUACACAGAUUUCUCUCCUGAAAACUGUUUAUUUGGGUGAGUAAAGAAUUUUAGAUUCCUGAUUUUUUUUCCAGCACUAAGGCUGGAUUAUUAGCAUUAGCCGCUAACCACUAGUGUUAGCAGCUAAUCCCGCCCGACAGCACUACAUUAAGGAAACCCAAGUGUUCUGAUAAGCCAGGGCGAUAUUAGCUUUUGGUUUAUCCCACAUAGCUUGUUUUAACACGGUAAACGCACAGGCUACAGUCCGAUAUACUUACCUCUGAACAGCGAAAGAGCUAGCGCCUAGCGGCUAAUGCUAAUGCUUCAGCAGUGUUAGCUGGGGUUCUUACAACCUGACUGGUAAAAUUCAUAUGUAAGGUGCAUUGACAAUUUUGGGGAAAAUUUUAUUAUUUUAAAGUGCACCUUAUAGUGCAGAAAAUAUUGUAAUACUUUAGUUUAACAUACUGCUAUCCCAAGACUUUUGGCAUUUCAGUGUUCAUUACUGUUGUGAUGCACUUCAUCCUAUUAAAAAUGACUAUUUAAUACACUGUUGGUAAUUAAAUACACAGCUGUAUGUAUUUAAGCACUGAUAACUACGACAAAAGGAAAUUUAUCACGAUAUGAUAAAACCUUGUUAUACCACCCAACUGGAAGUUUUAGUUUAGGGAAAUCAGAGUGUCUAAUAAUUUCAAAGUGGUAGUCUGAGGAAGGGGUAUCAGUCUAUGGCAUUUAUGUUCUAUGCUGGAUCAUGCACUGAGUGUAGAGGCAACAACAAAAAACUGAUUUGGGGAUUUUCUUUUUCUUUUCUUUUUUGUGAAGAAAACCAAAAAGAAUUAAGCUGUUAAUGCCUUACAAAUGAAGGUACAGAUCUAUUGAGCCAUUGUGUCCUUCAUUUACUGUGAACUGGUGUCACAAAUGUACAGAACAUAUACUCAUAAAGUGUUUAUGUAUCAUUG
This is a messenger RNA of Astyanax mexicanus (Mexican tetra), 5353 nucleotides long. RefSeq names its product transforming growth factor beta receptor-like (gene tgfbr2l). NCBI's taxonomy places the organism in Eukaryota, Metazoa, Chordata, Actinopteri, Characiformes, Acestrorhamphidae. Gene Ontology annotation, cellular component: plasma membrane; signaling receptor complex. The record is from RefSeq and is a predicted model, not a curated record. Gene Ontology annotation, molecular function: SMAD binding; type I transforming growth factor beta receptor binding; ATP binding. Bases 194 to 1990 code for a protein of 598 amino acids. Gene Ontology annotation, biological process: transforming growth factor beta receptor signaling pathway; heart development; protein phosphorylation. The transcript has 7 exons.